AUGAUCGAAGAUCUUUCAUAUUUAUUCUUUAACGACUCGGUCACAAUUUAUAAUUUGACCAACUAUGGUGUUCAAGAAUCACCAACGGCAAUCUUUCCGACAGAUUCAAUCGACUAUUCACACCCGUAUCCAGUGCAACUUAAUGUUAUACUUGCUAUUAUUGGUACAUUGAUUUCCUUAUUAACAAUCGGUGGUAAUGUACUUGUACUUUUAUCGUUUUUUGUCGAUCGACAAAUACGUCAACCGACAAAUUAUUUCAUAUUUUCGUUGGCUGUAAGUGAUUUUCUUAUUGGAUUCGUCUCCAUGCCAUUUUUGACAUUAGCGAUAUAUAAAAAUAAAUGGGUGCUCGGUUCAUUCUUAUGCGAUAUCUGGUUAUCAUUAGAUUAUACUAUCUGUUUAGCGUCCAUUUAUACAGUACUUUUGAUUACUGUUGAUCGUUUUUGUUCAGUUAAAAUUCCUGCGAAAUAUCGUAAUUGGAGAACGGAAAAACGAAUUAUUUCUUUGGUGCUGUUAACAUGGCUUGUUCCAGCUGUUAUUUUCUUUGCUUCAACUAUGGGCUAUCCGUUUUUUAGUAAGAAACCAAACUUAAGCAAAAUUGAUUUACAAUGCGACGUACAAUGGAAUAAAAAUGCCUAUUUCAAUCUUGGUCUCACGAUUGGAUACUUUUGGGUGACGCUUCUAGUAAUGUUUACAUUAUACUUUUUUAUUUAUCAAGUUGCCAGUGCACUUGAAAAGCGUUCGCAAGCCAAUGCACAGAAAGUAUCCAAUCUGAUCGGUAUCUCGUCAUCAGCCAUGACUAAUCUUAUGCUCAAUAUGUCGAAAAAUCAUCAAGUUGCUCAGACGACACUUUCGUCAAUAUCAUCUGCAACGAAGAAGAAAAAAACACGGCUACAAUCGAAUUCAUCAUUAUCCAAACGGGCAAGUAUUGAUGAUGAUGCCGGAAGUUCACUUGUUAAUGAAAAUAAUAAUACAACUAUUCACAUGAAAGAAAACGGACUUGAUCCUACUAAUCGUUCGUCAUCGAAUGAAACAAGCGGUGAACAUACACCGACAGCUGUUGUAGCACCAAAUAUAACGAAUUUACUUGCUAUGUCAAAAGUCGGAAGUAAUUCGACUAAACAAGCCGAAGAAAAUCGAACACUUUUAUCGAAUAUGCAAAUUAAACCAACAUUUACAAUAACAACAACAGCAACAUCAUCAACUAUGAAAAAGUCGACUGGGAAAAGUGCUAAUGGUAGUAGUAGUAAAGCAAGAAAAGCAUUACGUACGAUAACAGUUAUUAUGGGAGCAUUUGUUCUUUGUUGGACACCGGUUAGUAUGGAUACAGAUAUGAAUUAUUGA
Molecule: messenger RNA, 1341 nt
Organism: Adineta ricciae
Lineage: Eukaryota; Metazoa; Rotifera; Eurotatoria; Adinetida; Adinetidae
Source: the annotation of a GenBank genome assembly